Messenger RNA from Diorhabda sublineata, 3044 nucleotides. RefSeq names its product protein claret segregational. Lineage: Eukaryota; Metazoa; Arthropoda; Insecta; Coleoptera; Chrysomelidae. Gene Ontology annotation, biological process: microtubule-based movement. Bases 169 to 1968 code for a protein of 599 amino acids. The transcript is spliced from 5 exons. Gene Ontology annotation, molecular function: microtubule motor activity; microtubule binding; ATP binding. The record is from RefSeq and is a predicted model, not a curated record.
UGUCAUUUUUAUAAAACACUGAUGAAGUUUGAAUUUUCAAAUAACGUACGUUACAGUUAAUGUUGAAUAAUGCAUAAACCUAUAUAUGAUAUUUUGAGAAAUAAAAAGUGAUUAAUAGUAUAUAACGUGCAUUAUUUAAGUAUUGUUAAUAAAUCUUUUGGGCACAAAAUGGAUAAAUCUAAAUUACCAAAACCAUCUAAACUCAGACAGCCUCUUCCAGUUCCCCUGAUAGAUCUUAAACAAUAUUCUAGACUAAAUUUAGCUAAGUCUGCUGUACCCAAAGAAAGACCUCAAUUUUCCCAAGCGAAAUUGCCUCGCAGGUCAAAAUCAAUGACAAAUUUAAAACUGAAUAUGCCUCUUCCAUCGACUUCUACGCUAAAACCUGGAGUAAAAAGACCUGCAACUACAAAAGCCGACAAUGAAGUAAAAUCCAAGGUAGUUAGACAACAGAAAGUUCCGGAUUGGGAUUACAAAACCCGGUUCCAGCUUUUAAGUGAUAAACAUAAAACUUUACAGGAAGUUCAUUCAAAACUGAAGGCAGACUGUGCUGAUUCUGAAAAAAUGAGAGAAAAUUUUGAAUCGACAAUAUCUGAAUAUCUUCAAAGAAUAUCAGAACUUGAACAAGAAACAGAAAAAUUGAAAAAUAGUAAUAAUGAACUUAAUGCAAAUAACAUUGAGUUAUUGAAAGAGCUUGAUGCAAAUAAAAUUAAAUUCUUGGAAGAGCUUGAAUCAAAUAAAAUGAAAUUAACAGAAGAAAUAAGAAAGUUAACAGAACAAAAUAGAUUGUUGCAAGUUUCUCUAGAUGAGAAAAAAAUUGAAUAUGAUGAGUUGCAGCAAUUAGCAAUAAAAAUGAGAAACGAUCACUUAAUAAAUGAAAAAUUUAGACGGAGACUUCAUAAUACCAUUCAAGACUUGAAAGGCAAUAUUCGAGUAUUCUGUAGAGUCAGACCGCCUAUAAAUGAAUUAGAAAAUGAGAAAAUAAAAUGUUGGAUAAAUUAUCCUGAUGAAAAUACACUAGAAAUUAAAAACACCAAAGAAUAUAUUAAUCCAGUUGUUGGAAAAGUAACAGACACCAAGAUGGAAUUUACUUUUGAUCAAGUUUUUAAUGAAAAUGCUACUCAAAGUCAAUUUUUUGAAGAAUUGUCACAGUUGGUGCAAUCUGCUAUUGAUGGAUACAAUGUAUGUGUUUUUGCUUAUGGUCAAACAGGAUCUGGAAAAACAUUUACUAUGCAAGGUGCUAGUGACCCAGAGAAUCUUGGUAUGAUUCCUAGAAGUGUAAAUUUAAUAUUUGAUACAAUUGAAAACCUGAAACAGUAUAACUGGAAAUAUGAAGUGAGGGUAAGUUUUUUGGAAAUAUACAAUGAAAAUAUUCGAGAUUUAUUAGACCCAGACACAAAUCAAAAUUUGGAUAUCCUUUAUAAUGAAGGAAGGGGAACUACAGUUACCAACUUGAAAAUUGAACCAAUAUCAACUUAUGAAGAUUUUGAGUACUACAUGAAAUUAGCCCAAAAACAUCGGAUGGUGGCAGCAACGGAUUUUAAUGAACAUAGUUCUAGAUCACAUGCUAUUACAAAAAUAUAUUUGUCAGGUAAAGAUGAAGACUGCAAUACGCAUUAUACAGGUUCAAUCAAUUUAGUAGAUUUGGCUGGAUCUGAAUCAGGUAAAACAAGUAAAGGGGCAAGAUUGGUGGAAACAAAAAGUAUUAACAAAAGCUUAUCAGCAUUAGGUAGUGUUAUGCUAGCUUUGCACAAUAAAGAUAAGCACAUCCCUUACAGAAACUCCAAGCUAACAUAUCUAUUACAAUCUUCCUUGGGAGGUAAUUCCAAAACUCUGAUGAUAGUUAAUAUCUCUCCUUUUGAGGAAACAUACAGUGAAAGUAUUAAUUCUCUUCGAUUUGCUUCUAAAGUUAAAGAAGUUAAAACUAAAAUUAAAAAAAAUAAAACUAAUAUUAAUGAAGUAACUGUUUGAUUUUUAUUAAAUUUGAUGUUGACCAUUAUUGUUAAAUUGUUCCUUAUAAUCUACCUUCUACUGUAUUAUAUUCAUGAUUCAGUUGAAACAGUUGGAGCUUGAUCGCCUGAGUUUUUUAUAUACUGUAAUUAUAACUAUUAUUAAUAAACGCGAUACUUCAAGUUAUAAUGUUUCUAACAUUUUUUCAAUAAAUUGUAAUAUUUUGUCAAAUCGCCAUUCUUUUAUUUCUUCCACUGUCCCAUUGCCUUUAAGGAAAAAUUCUGAGAACAUGUUAACCAUUUAAAUGCAUUGAUAUUAAGAAAUUGAAUAGGAAACCUACUAGCACAAUAUGUACUAUUCAUAAAAAAAUCAUUUUUGAAAAGAAAAAUUAUUAAAACUUUUAUUACCUUGUGCUCUAUUAUUUUUUUUUAAUUAACCUCCAAAAAUUUUCCAAAUUAUGAUUUAAAAGCUUCCUCUGUGAUGUCGCUGUUUUGUGGUAUCAUAAUCUUUUCACACAUUGCAUCAAUGGAAUAUCUGAAAUUGAUUUUUUGGGAUAAUAUAUUUACUAGAAUUGUUGUAGUCUUGAUAGUGUUACAACAAACUUCUGUUUCUCCUUUUCUUAUUCCAUAAUAAGAAAGUUCUCUUUGUUUUUUAUUUUAUAAAUUCAAAUAGCCAUGAAAGGUUUUUCUAAAUGUAAAUGUAAAAAUGGGACACACUGUAAACUUUUAGAAACAAAUUAUUGCUGUUAGAUUGCUUUGUGUAAGCUGUGUAAAAAGGAAAGUUUUCAUCACCUAAUUUGUAUUAUUUAAGAAUGUUAAUACAUUCAAUAAUAAUUUCUGAAUCAUAUUGGAGAUGUUUAUAUUUUUUGUCAAAAUGUGAAUGUAUACAGUUUAUUUAGGAGAAAGUGGUUACCCUUCGUACACUUUUUAGAUUUUAUUUUUUUUUACUAUGUGAUUAAUUAUUGAAUUUAUCUAGUUUAUGCGCUUGAGUGUAACAAUAUAUUGUAGUUUGUUACAAACCCCAAAAAAAUUAAAUAAAGAUGGCUAUGUCAUAAUUGUGCCCUUUUGGUAAAUGAAUAAAGUGUAUUCAUUGUUAAA